AGUCUGGUAUCCAUAACAAACAGAAGACGCUGAGUUUUUUUUAGAAGAUUUUAAAAUGGGUGAAGAAAAGAACGAAACUACCUUAUCGGCUAAAUCGGCUAAACCUGGCAUAGAAUCUCGAAAAAAUUCCUCAAGAGCGAGUGAUGAAAAAACAUUGUCGGCUUUUUCUAUUGGAAAUCCUGUAGAUCAACGGACUAGUCGUCGUAUAAUAGCCGAAGACCCUGAAUGGUCGUUGGCUAUAGUUCCACUAUUAACAGAUCUUGUAGUUAAUCAUAUAGUUGAACAGUUUGAACACAAUAGCAGCAUUCUACCUAAGCUACUCAGAAAACAUCAAAUUAAAGUUUUGGAAAAGAUAUCGACAAAUUUACCUAUUACCAUAACAGCAAAUUUGAUAACAGAUCAGCGCUAUUGGCAGAGAUGUUGCAUAGCUCGAUGGGAUUUAUGCAACGUAGAAUCUUUUGAUAAUUGUUGGAAACGAAUGUAUUUUGAAAGAAACUUGGAAGAGUUGAUUGAACAUUACGUGCCGGAUAAAUCAGACAACGGAAAAUUAGAGCAAGUAGUUUCCCUGUCUGCUCCAUACAUAAGGCGAUUGAAUAUAAAACAAUUACUUCCGCCGGUCAAAGAACCAAAAGUAGAUGACGAGAUAUCAGAAGAUGCAAGUGACAUUGGUGAUGAAUUAGAGAUUGAUCAUUUAGAAUUUAACUCUAUACUCCCUAAAUUGCUCAAUAUUGAAGAAUUUAGCUUAAGCUACGGAGUGAGGGAUUGCGGAAUGAAUUUUGAAUGGAGUGUUUUUCAAUUCACUGCUCGCGACUGUCUUCAAUUGGCUAAAAGUGUUGCUGUUACAAAGUUUCUGCAGAUAUUCAGGCUGAGGAGGUCUAAAGUGGAUGAUGAUAAAGUACGAGUAUUAAUAGGGAAUAUAAUAGAUCAUCCCAACCUAAUCGAACUCGAUUUAUCUCAUAACGCAAUAGGAGACAGAGGAGCAAGGGCUAUUGGCAAAUUAUUAAACAAUCAUAGCAAAUUGCUAAAGCUAAUAAUCCAUGAUAAUAGAAUCCGUUCUGCCGGGGCUCAAGCCAUUGCCCACGCACUAACAAAAAAUAACGUUCUAAAGUUUCUCAAUUUGAGAAUGAAUAGAUUGGGAGACGAAGGUGGUCAAGCUAUAGGCCGAUCGCUUUUGAGAAAUAACACUUUAAUCUACUUAAAUAUAGCCGCUAACGACCUUAGCGAACCUACAGCAAGCGUGUUCUCUCAAGUUUGUUCGCUAAAUGCUACCAUCAAAUGCCUAGAUUUAAGUUGUAAUAAACUUGGUCUCGAAGGUGGAAAAACUCUACAAGAGGGGAUGGAUGAGAACAAAACAAUCCUUGAGCUAGAUUUGCGCUUAACAGAUGCAGGAGAAGAAAGCGAAUAUUGUAUCAAUAAUGUGCUUGAACGAAAUAGAGAAAAAGACCGAGAAGAGAAGCUAGAAAACCAAGGACAAAGUAGAUAAACUUGAGAUGGCGCCUAUGUCAUAAAAAUUUCAUUUGUGCUUAACUUUAAAAUAUUUAAUUUUAUAAAAUAUAUUUUAAUAAAAUUUUGAUCAUGAUA
Molecule: messenger RNA, 1581 nt
Organism: Dimorphilus gyrociliatus
Lineage: Eukaryota; Metazoa; Annelida; Polychaeta; Dinophilidae
Source: the annotation of a GenBank genome assembly